CAUGGUGGAGUUGAUGGAUUCCACAAAGAAUCCUCCAGAGUCCAUGGUUCAACUCAUCUUCCCUGACAACAGCUUCUACUUUGAGCUGUUUCGGGCAACACCACCUGGAGAUCGAUAUGGAGAAGGAGGAUUCCUUAGGUUCAACAAAGUUAAAACGAAAUUCCCUAAGUAUUUUGGAAGCAUUCAUCCACUGCUACAUUACUCAGAGAAAUAUGAUUCAGUGGAGGCUAUCUCAAUAUUCAAAGGUGUCAUUAGGGUGAUGGCAGAGAAACUGCAAACAUUCAAUAGCAAAAGCGCGAGGACUUUCGAUAAAAACCUUGUUGUCUUUACUCAGACGCCAUUUUUCCUCUUCGGGGAAUGCCAAAGGUUCCUUGAAGCGGAAGAGUUUACUGUUGAGAACCUUGAUAGCAUGUUCCCAGUAUUCCUUACAGUAAGACAUGAGAACUUCAUACACAUCUGGUCGAGGCUGUCAAAGCUAGGUUUCGCUUUUAUCGUUGCUAUACUAGAGUUUGACAAGAACAUCCAUAACCGCCGAUUUAGCUUUGAAGAAGCUGUAAAACUACUGCGCGAAAUCUUGAAGGAUUACGAGGAAAACUGGAGCUGAACUUCCGUGCAGACGAUGGUCACUUCAGCCUGAGAAGGAUACUGGGGCACUACCUUAAACUACUGAAGUUUGAACAGGAGUAUGUGAUCAAGAUGAUCAUGAGAAGCCGCCAUGAUGUCUGGUCUUCUUAUCUUGAGCGCAGAUCCAAUGAGGAAGCCAGAAUGCAGCAAGAGAGGGAGACAGCUGCAUGGACCAAACCUGAGGAUGGAGAGAUCUGGAAGCACUGGACGGAAAUUCAGGCAAGAGGGGACAAAGUCAUGGACGUUCUGAUGAACUAACAUGCACCAAUGGAAAGUUCUCCCUACUUCAUCAUUUGGGAGGAGGUUCUUCUUUUGCCAAGUUGGCAUGAUCUGUAUUGUCUGUCUGCCGAUACACUGUGGCGGUGCUCAACUUUGCAUCCGUUUUGCUGAGCCUGUAGAAGUUCCCUUGGCUUAGAUGAUUGGCUACUUUAUGAGCAUUGCAUCUAUUUUUUUCUCCGAGGCAAACUUUGAUGAUGUUUCUCUUUGUAUAUUUAUAUACCUAGUGAGUGCAAGUAA
Molecule: messenger RNA, 1140 nt
Organism: Triticum dicoccoides
Lineage: Eukaryota; Viridiplantae; Streptophyta; Magnoliopsida; Poales; Poaceae
Exons: 2
Coding region: 2-604 (200 amino acids)
Biological process (GO): negative regulation of translation
Molecular function (GO): rRNA N-glycosylase activity
Source: RefSeq, a predicted model, not a curated record